AUGAACAAUGAAAGUAUUAAGUCGACCACAUCUAAUGCACCACAAUUGUCAUCGUCCUCCAGCACAUCUGCUACCAACAGCAUCGCAUCAGCAUCAACAUCGUCAUCAUCAUCGUUACAACCGGCAUUGCCACUACAUUCAUCAUCGACUUCAUCAUCAGCAGCAUCGUCCAAUUUUGACGCAACUGUUAACGCCAUCACUGCUGCGGUCAAUGCAAGUAGCCAUCUGCCAGCAGCAGCUACCACGCCCCCAACAGCAGCUGCCGUAGUCGUGGCUGUUGCAGCCGUUUCAUCAUUAGCAGCAGCUAUAAUACCCGAUACACCCAUUGUCUCGAUUGCCGGUUCGACUUUAAGUGAAAUAACCACAACAACAACCUCGACCAGAACCACACCUACACCGGUGCCCACCAGCAAAGAAUCAUCGUCGGCAUCAUCAUCAUCGACAACUAAUACCAACAAUAAAACUACCAAGGACCUUGUUAAAAAAUCCUCAAAUAUAGUGACCACAUCGUCGUCGUCGCCUCAAUCGUCAUCAACUGCCACAAAUUUAAGUGCAACUGCUAAGCUGGGGUCAAAUUCAAUGUCGGUUGCCAAUAAUACAUCAGCUGUUUUGGGCGCUGUAACUAACGCCACAACAACAUCGUCGGCAUCGGCGAAUAGUAAUGCUGAUGCUGCUGUUACCACGGCUGCAACAGCUGAUAAAGACACAAACACAAAAGGAGGAUCUUCAUCAGUAGGCAACAACAACAACAACGAAACAUCAGCAACACCUGUAACCAACAAAAAAGAGGAAUCCGAAACACCAUCAUCAAAUUCUCGAGCAGUUUGUAAUGCAAACUCUGUUAGUAAGAGCGAUGAUAACAACACCACGACGACCACAACAGCCGUCAGCAGCAGUACCAAAGAAUCCAAAUCAAAGGAUUUUUUAUCAGAAUCAUGGGAGGAAAGCCGUCUAAAAGAUUGGGACGAUUUCAAACUCAAAGAAUUAUUAGACGAAGCAUAUUCCUAUAAAAACCCAAGAGACAAAGAGAACAAAAGUAAAACAUUUUUGAAAUUACUUGAAAAAGCAGAAAAUGAAGAUCAAUCCUAUCCAUUUUGUGCAAUAACAUCGCGUGGAUCCCGUAACUUUCGUUCCCACCAUCAUCCCCAUCACCACCAUCAUCAGCUCAAGCAGGGUGGAUCCUUGCAAGAUCUCUUUGAAAUUGGCCUACACGAACGCCGACAAAAUCACAAUUCGCGACAAAAGAAAUACUCGUCGUCAGUGUCAUCGCGGCAACGUGAAGGUGGCAGCCUGCCCAGUAAUGUCAAUGUAACACAUCAGCUGAGUGGUGGCGGAGUUGGACAUGAUUUAGCAUUGUUUAUGCAACAGGCAGCAUUAUCGUCAUCUGGUAAAUCGAGUAAAAAGGAUAAGAAGCAUAGCGCUGCUGCCAAGGUGUCGUUGGCAACAACAGAAAGCAAAGAAGCGUCUAAUGCAAAUACGAAUAGUAGUACUGCAACUGCAAUUGUUAUAAAUUCUACAGAGAGCACAACAUCACCAGGAGCAGUUACGCCGGCAGUCGCAACAACAAAUUUGGAUAGUGAAACAAAAACCAUUGAUACAACAACUGCAGCUGGAGCUGCAGCAGCAGCAUCAACAGCUGCCUCCACAUUUACCACUAGUGGAGGUGAUUUUAUUAUUGACAUGGGUGAGCCCAUGAUGGAUAUACAACAACAACAAAAAAUCUUACAAAGUAAAGGACCAGAUUCAACAAAACAGGGUCAAUCGUUUUAUGAGCGCUUAAACAAUGUUGAAAAACGUCUACCCACAGUUAAUUUAAUUGGCUCCACAAAGGGUACAUAUUUUGCUCCCACUUCAUCACAGUGUUAUGUCGAUGAGACGGUACGUUUUAAUACUUUGGAACGUAAUGGUAACAACGUUAAUAGCGGUGAUGUUCCGGGUGCGGCAGCCGCCGAGAAAUCAUCAUCGUCGUCUGCAGAGCUUCUGGGUAAAACAAAAACAAAUUCGAUUUAUACGAAAAUAUCGUCACCUGCCUCUGGUGGUGGUUCAUCGGUGGUUUUGGGAGGACCUACCACAAAUAACAAUAUUGCCAAUUUAAACCACCAGCGCCAUUUAGAUGAAAAUGGUAAUGCUCUCAGUGAGUUGUAUGCAAAUUCGGCGGCAUUGACCGGCGGCGUCGUUACACCACUUACCGGCGGCAAUACAAUGCAAAUAAAUUGUGUCUCUCCCACAGCAGCAGCCGCCACAGCUGCUGGCAGUGCUGGCAUUUUGUUAACCUCAUGUGGUGCCGGAAAUAAUGUCUCGACUUCGGCCACAGUAACAAUACCGCCCCAUCCCACAUCGUCCACAACUGUCUCCACCUCGGCCACAAUAACCACAUAUGCCUCAGGACCUUCGCAGGCGAAGGCAAAGGCUAAAAAGAAGUCACAGCAAGAGCGCAAUACAAAAACGGUCGAUGUCGAAUCAGUGGCCGGCUAUAGAGGCAAAGAUCCCGUUGAGGAAUUGGUGCGGUAUAUUGAGAGCAGUGGUGAAGGUGGUGGUGGCGGCGGCGGAGCUAACAACAAAACUGGUGAUAAAAAGAAGGAACGUAAAAAGGACAAGGAAAAGCAUCAACAAAAACUUAAAAAAAGCAAUUCUCUGGAAGAGUUGCGUAGUGGUGCUAAAAUGGAAGUCCAUGAACUGAAACGUACAGCCGCAACCACGGAAAGUAAUAAUGCGGUGGUUAUGCGUCAAAAAGGUGGUGGCGCCACGACGACUGGUGGUGGUAAACAAAAUAAAAACAAUUCUGCAUCGACCGCCGAUAUCAAUAAAAAUCUCGAAACUAAAACGACGACGACGACCACUAAUCGUAAAACGGAUCGCCGUUCCUGGGGUAAUGAGGAUCUUAAAUAUCUGGAAGAUCAGCAACAAAAUGCCAAUACAACAAAUUUGAUGGCAAAUAAUGAUGAGAAGAAGAAAUCCCUGAGCAAAGAGGAAAAGGAAACAAAAGAUAAAACGGCUGAGCGUAAUGAAAAGAAUCUGAACAACAACAACAUCAUCAACAAUGUUACAACAAAUUGUAACACCACAGCAGCAGCAGGAGGAGGAACACUAACACCUGCCGCUGCGGAAAAAAGCGAAAAAUCCGAAAGACGCAAACGUUAUGACACUCCCCCCAAUGCUGUCACCAUUAUCGAUAUUGUACCCAUGGAAUCUUCUUGUCCCGAAACUGCGGAAUUCCAUGUGGUUACCAAAAAGAAGAAGCCCAAAAAACCCAAGGUCAACGAAGAAUCGACCACGGUUACAUUUAAUCGGACGCACAAUUUUACCAUUUCACAAAAGUCAUCAACAUCAAAUUCCAAUUCCCAAAACACAACAACAACUGAAACAACAUUUAACAAUACAAAUACAACAACAACAAAUAAUAACAAUAAUAACAACAAAAAUGAUAAAUCUAGACGUAAAUCAACUUCAUCCGUGCCACCAUCAGAAAAAUCUGAUUCAAGUGAUCUCGACUCGGUUCAUUCAUUGCCAAUUGAAUCGACUCAACAAAAACCAAAUGUUGCAGCAGCAACAAAAGAAAAUGAAAUAGCUGAUGCCGCAGCAGCAGCUGCAGCCGUCGCCGCCACCGCCUCUGCUGCUGCUAUUUCUGGCUCUUCUGCUGUGACCCAAACAACAACAGGUGGCAGUGGUGGUGAUGCAGCAACUAAUCUGGACUGCAGAAUUACUGAACAUCAUCCUACCACAAACGAUGAAGAGAAGGCAACCAGCAACACCAGCACGACUACAAUCACAAAGACCACCAGCAAAUCUCGUAGAUCCCAAAGCAAACAGGAUUUCCCUGAGCUAACAUCCACAAUUAGCUAUUCACAAAGUUUGGUAGCCCAACAGCAGAUGCCUCAAAAUCAUCAAAUAGGGGGAACUACACCAAGUGGUGGUGAUAUUUCCUGUGACAAAACAAUACCUGCCGAACAUUCACCAAACCCGCAAAUAUUACACAAAUCGAAGAGUAUGGAAACGGACAGCACGUCAACUUCAAUGGCGACGUCGUCAGCGUCAGCUUCAUAUGUGGCCUCUUUGACUAGCAACAAUUUAGAUCAACAAUAUCCUGCCUUAGAGAAAACCGUUAAACGUCACAGUGCGGCAACGAUCAUGAACUAUUCGUCAACACUGGCGGCGGCUGCCAAUCCCCAACAGCAGCAGCAGACAAUGGUUGUUGUUGCACCAGCAUUUAAUUUUGCUGCGGCGGCCAAACAACAAGUUUUGGCAAAUACCUUAACUACCUCAACAAACAGUCAUCAUACAGUCAUUGCUCAAAGUGGCAGUAAUACAAACACUACCAACAACACCACCACGAACACACCCACAACUACAAAUAACCCUGGCAGCACCAGCAACACCCAAAACGCAAACAGAAAAUCCAAAGAAAAAACACCACCCACCACUGCUGCGAAUCACCAGCCGGCAGAUAACGGCAACAGCAACAACAACAAUCCUCCCCCCAUUAAUGUGAAAAAAUCCAAAAAAGAUCGUCAGCAACAGCAACAAAAUCAAACCAAUGAGGCUUCUUCCAAACAACAACAACAGCAGCAUCAGCAAUUCAGCACGACAUCCUCCAGCAGCAGUGGUUGUGGUGGUGGCAACACAACAACAUCUUCCAAAAAAUCAACCAGGACGCAAUUGAAAUCAUCACAGCCCUUGCCAUUAAGCUGUUCCACAGGCGGUGGCUCAUCAUCAUCAACGACGCCCACCACCACCACAACAACCAAUCCCCGCCCAGCUGUUAUAAUUUUAAAUGAUGAUCGAAAUUCCGCAGGUUGUUGUUUGGCUGAUAAUCAAUUUACCUUCGGUGAUUUCAAUGAGGAUGAAUUGAAAUUAUUUGAAGAUGAUGGUGGUGUGCCAGCGGCGGCGGAUAGUAGUCGUAGUAGUAAUACCACCAUAGAUAGUGAACAAAAUCAUGAUGCUGCUGCUCCGCCAACAACAACAACACUAAAAUCAUCACCCAUAACCACCACAUCAUAUUUCAAUGAUUCGGGUGCUUCGUGUGAAAAUGAUUUGGUCAAUAAUUCUACACCAGAUAUGCUGUUGAAUUCAAGUGUGGAGGCAUCCUCACCCAAUACAUCGUUCGUUGUCCACAACAACAACAAUAAAAGUAAGGCAACUGCAACAACAGCAACAGCUGUGAUGUUGUCCUCCUCCUCUGCAGCAGCAGCAGCAACAGGGUUCUCUUCCAACUCCAACAACAACAGUAGUAGUAGUUGUAACCGCCUUGCUACUACUACACGUUCUUCUUCGGCAACAAAUGCCGCCUCCGAAUCCACCACCACAACAUCCACAGCCGCCAACACUAAGGAUACUGCUGCCGAUAACAAAUUAAAUACGUUCCUUUCAAAUACCAAAUGUACAAGUGUUCACACAUCAUUGGAUAGUUUAGAUCCACCGCCGCCACAACAAUUGGAGACAUGUAAUGAUAUUGAAACGGCAAUAAUUGCCGCUGCCAGAGAAGCUGCCAAACAGCAGCAGCAGCAAAAACAACAACAGCAAAAAUCACAAUCAUCUCAACAAAGUCAAUACAAAAAUGCAAAUUCUUCAAAUUCAAGUUCCUUUUCGUCAUCUUCAUCAUCGUCACUGUCAUCAUCGGCAGCAUAUAAUGCCAGAAAUUAUCAUCAUGGUAAUACUUAUCAACAUCCCUCCUCCUCCUAUCAUCAUCACAAUGCCGAUGACGAUGAUUAUAUUAAUACACCACGUAGUCGUAGUCCAAGUCGUCCAAGACGUCUACCCAUACAAUUUAUACCACCAACAAUGACAACAGCGUUUACCACACAACAACACAAUGAUAUAAUAAUCGAUUUCAUUGGAUCAGCAUGGGAAGAAAUUGCCAAUAGCAAAGUUACAAAAGUCUACGAUGGACAAUAA
Messenger RNA from Musca vetustissima, 5892 nucleotides. Its product is annotated as serine-rich adhesin for platelets. The transcript has 14 exons. The coding region runs from base 1 to 5892 and encodes 1963 amino acids. Lineage: Eukaryota; Metazoa; Arthropoda; Insecta; Diptera; Muscidae. The record is from RefSeq and is a predicted model, not a curated record.